AUGGUUACAUUCACGAACAGAAUGCUGGAGGUGUUAAGACUGCAGACAGUUGGAAAGGAAGCGGGCGUGGGAUGUGAGGAGGUCUUCCUCCUUUGCUUGGUUCCUCCCCCUCCCCCUGGAAAUGCUCUCGAGCUUCUCUGGAGUCAGCUCCUGGAUUUUCUAGGACAGUCCUUCACCAUCCUCCUCCUUAUUGCUCCUGUGCCUUAUCACCACUUCGUUCUCUAUAAACUGAAAUUGGGUUUUUGUGUACUUUAUGAAUCUGAGGCGAAAUUAAAAUCUAGUCAGAAUCAAGGUGUCAGCUGGGAUGCAGGGUCUUCUUACAAGCUCAUUGGUUCCGCACUCCCAGCUCACCGAGCCUGCGACCAGUUUAAGACUGGAUGUGUAAAUACCACCGAAGUGGACAUCAAGAAGUCAUCCAGAAUGAGAAACCCACACAAAACACACAAGUCUGUCUAUGGUUUACAAAAUGACAUCAGAAGUCACAGCCCUACCCACACCCCCACACCAGAAACUAAACCUCCAACAGAAGAUGAGCUACAGCAACAGAUUAAAUACUGGCAAAUACAGUUAGAUAGACAUCGGUUAAAAAUGUCAAAAGUUGAUGAUAGUCUGUUAAGUUACACGGAACAAUACUUAGAAUAUGACCCAUUUCUUGUGCCACCUGACACUUCGAACCCAUGGCUAUCUGAUGAUACUACUUUCUGGGAACUCAAAGCAAGCAAAGAACCAAGCCAGCAGAGGGUAAAGCGAUGGGGUUUUGGCAUGGAUGAAGCAUUGAAAGACCCCAUUGGGAGAGAACAGUUCCUUAAAUUUCUAGAGUCGGAAUUCAGUUCAGAAAAUUUAAGAUUCUGGCUAGCCAUGGAGGACUGGGCUAUUCGAGAAGUCCCUUCCCGAGUGCAGGAAAUAUGGCAAGAAUUUCUGGCUUUCAGAGCCCCCAGCGCCAUUAACUUGGAUUCUAAGAGCUAUGACAAAACCACACAGAAUGUGAAGGAGCCCGGGUGGUACACGUUCGAGGACGCUCAGGAGCAUAGUUACAAACUGUAGAAAAGUGAUUCGUAUCCACGUUUUAUAAGAUCCAGUGCCUACCAAGAGCUUCUACAGGAAAAGAAAAAGGGGAAAUCUCUCACAUCAAAGAGGUUAACAAGCCUCAUUCAGUCUUACUAAAAGGAUCACCUUGUAGCAUGGAAGAGACUGGAGUCACUGCAUAUACUUUGUAGCUCUUUGUUAUUACCUGGAGCAGAGGACAUUAGACCAAGAUGUUGCAUGAGUAAAGGACCUGAAUUGUUCUCUCUUUGUGUACAUUAAGGCGUUGCCAUUUCAAGUGACUCUACCAUCUCGAUGCCUCCAUUUCAAAAUGUUGUCUGCUUACUUUCUCCUUGUACUACGCUGGAUCUGUGUCUUUUCCUUUUUAACAAGUUCAAGUGAAGUAAACCUUUUUUCCCCCUUUCUCUUUCUCUUAAAGCUUCUGCUAG
Mustela erminea (ermine) is the source of this 1472-nucleotide messenger RNA. RefSeq names its product regulator of G-protein signaling 7-like. The transcript has 4 exons. NCBI's taxonomy places the organism in Eukaryota, Metazoa, Chordata, Mammalia, Carnivora, Mustelidae. The record is from RefSeq and is a predicted model, not a curated record. Gene Ontology annotation, biological process: G protein-coupled receptor signaling pathway; regulation of G protein-coupled receptor signaling pathway.